Molecule: messenger RNA, 1907 nt
Organism: Gamsiella multidivaricata
Lineage: Eukaryota; Fungi; Mortierellomycota; Mortierellomycetes; Mortierellales; Mortierellaceae
Exons: 7
Coding region: 453-1757 (434 amino acids)
Source: RefSeq, a predicted model, not a curated record
UAACUCAAAAAUCCCUUUUCAGAGAAUCUCCAGCUUCUCCAGCACCACCGACAGCCAUCAUGUCUUUGUCUACCAGUAAGCUGGCAGGCUCAAAUACAAUGAAUUUUGUGGAUUUUCUCGCCAGCGACGAGCACAAUCACAGCGAUUUCAGUUCAUAUCUAAGGUGCUACCAACUAUAUCUUUCGAAAAAGAGGCAACCCUUUCAACGAUCGGGGAAGUACUCAGUUCCAGAAAUGCUGCGGGAGUACAAGGAAUAUAUGGAACAAAUAGCCGAGGACCACGUGGAACAAACAAUCGACGGCCAAUUGACAGCGAAUCCACUUUCCCAGCAAGCAGACAAUGCUGCCUCAACUAUGAUAAGCGGAAGCAUUGCUUCUGUCGUACAGCUCCAUUCACGUAAUAUUUCAUCUUGGCCGCUUGUGAUCACGAUGCAAUGCUAGGGAAGUCAAACGAUGUUCAUGAUAACUGUCGAUUCUUCCAUAGAAUAUCUGGAGACAAAGGUCCAAGGAGUACAGGGCCGCAAACGGAAGCAGGCACAGGCAGAUGACCAUAAGGAACCGGAUUGGUGGAUCAAGCUCGGUCUAGUGGUGAAGACGCUGAACGGAGGAGAAGACACUGCCAUACCUUCACAAAUCCCGUCGGAACUCUCAAAGACCCACAAGGCUUUGUUUAAAGUCGCCAGGGACUGCAUGCAAGCUUUCCAGGCAGCACCUAAGAAAAAGAGAGACCAAGUACUAUUGAAGGACGCUAUGGUGGCGCUGUCGUGCACAGCGAACUUACACUCGCCAAAAGUAGGAGCAUAUUUUGAGGAUGAUUUUCUGGCGCGAGCUUUUAACGCGUGCAUGGAUUCAGAAAUCGACCAUCACGAAGAUUUAGUGCGUUGGUUGGCUCCUUUGAGGGAGAUCGCCCGAUCUGGCGACGCAUCCGAUGUUAGGGACGAGGCCUUGUUUAAAAACGCAGAACUCACGAGAGAGCGUCGAAGAAUAUGCGCACUAGGAGCGCGGUCGCUUCAUGAGAAGGUGCUGGAUAUCGUGCAACAAAUGUGUGCUUUGGUGAUAGAACGGCCAUUCGGGGACUCGCCCAGCGAGACCGAUGCACUCAUUGCCUGGGCCAACGUAUACAAGACAUUACUUCCAACAGGUAUCACAAUAUCAACAGGGGAGACAUGGCUGAGAGCCACGUUGCCAGUGCACAGCGAACUAGCAGCGGAGUUGGGGACCGAGGCUGGAGAAGGAGGAGGACGACGCGUGGAUAUGAGGUUCUUGUACAACGACAUUGAAGUCUCUAACGUCGAGUUAAAGGCUCGUUCACGGAAGACUUCAGAGCGCGCCACGCAGACCCGCAAGAAUCUGCGGUUGGCCAGGUGCAUACAAAGAGAACUAGAACGUUUAGGUGUUCCAACGCCCGAGAUCCUGUUUGCUGACGUUUCCGGAUACAUGGGAAUUUUUUCCAAGGUCGUCAAGUUGGAUGACAUCUAUGUCGCAGGCCGAGUUACAGAUCAAGUUGUUACACUUCCUACCAGCAUGUACACUCUCCGCCAAUUCUUGGAGGGAUCAUCACUCUCGGUCAUUAUUAAUUUCCUGAGCCAUCUUGAACGACUUGGAAUGGCCGCGUGGGAUGCAGCUGCCGCCAAGGAGGCAAGUGAUAGCGAGUCCGACUUUGUGGAAGAUGUUGAAUACGAUGUGGAUGAGUCAUAUCCGACUGAAAAGCGCUUCGAGGACAAUAUCCUCCUCACUCCCAAAAAGAAGCGCGUCUAAGGGCCACUCUCCAAUUAACUUAGCCUAGUUGCCUUUGUUACAUGUCAGAGUCCAUUGCCUUUUGCCGCUUUUCCUUUCACUCGGUGCCCUUUCCUUUGCUACAUUAUUUUCCACCGCAUGUCUCUUUCUCUCUGUCUCUGUACUCCUGAA